AUGCAAUUCCCCACAUUAAUCGUCCUGUGCUUCUCAUAUUUCAUCUUGCAACUGACACAUGGCACGCAAGGAAUGGAUUUGACCUGGAUAGACUCCGCUCGCGAUUUGGCUGGCAGCUCCUCGUUAUCCAACACAGUCGACGCAUCGUUCAAUCUUAGAUAUUGGAUCUCCCCACCAGAAACUCCAACAGUCUAUGAUCAACUUGUAACUUUCCUGUUUCGUUGUGUAAAUUUUGAAGGACCUCGUCGAAAAUUAAGAACCAGAAAGGAACCAGAGAAUGCAGGUCUGCAGACGCGUGAGCACUCUAAUCCAUUGCUUCAAAUGUGCACAUGCAGUAUCAUUGAUUACUACGAAAACGUCGCCAUUGACUGGGCAACUUUGGACAUAAACGACCCACGCCGUCUUUUCAAUCGACAUGUGCUGAAGAAGCCAGUUGACCCUGAAUAUGCAGCUUACUUAGUACAAUUUGGUUUCAUGAGUGUUCUGCACAAUCAUGUGGCCACGGAUGAAGGAGUCAAGGAAUGGCUUAAAAUACUUGCUUACACUUUACGCCAAGUUAAGGACGCGGGCUCAUCCGUGCUACCACACCUGGCCAUAUCUGCCUCGUAUGGCCUCUUCAGCCUCAAUUUGAGGUAUAGAAAUCUUGGAGGCCGUCUCCUUGAUAUCAGUGCAGUGCUUGACAUUGUUAAACAUUAUCACCAAGGCAUAGCUGUCCUAGGAGCGGAUUUUAUAAGAUGGGAACACGAAUUAUAUUGGCCGGGCAGAUUUGGACCACAUAUAGAAAUUCGAGACAACUUUAUGCAAAUCAUCAAUCUUGAUGAAGACCUCAAAAAUGCAAUGUCCUCGUCCAGGCAGAAGGACGGUUGGCAUUACUUAAAGAAACUCUGUGGAGAAUUCAACUCUUCUUCGGCUUAUAGGAGACUGGUGACCCUGGGUAUCUUCUAUCAUAAGUUCAAGAAGCAUGAGAAUUCCAAAACGUUCAUGGGACUUUUUCAAACCAUUUCUGGAGCUGUUCUACGUCAUGAAGAAGGUCUUCUCGGACUUAUUGAAAAUCAAAGUCGAAAUACUGGAACCACUCGUGUCCUCCCUUCCAAAUCAUGA
Messenger RNA from Puccinia triticina, 1101 nucleotides. RefSeq lists its product as uncharacterized. The record is from RefSeq and is a predicted model, not a curated record. Lineage: Eukaryota; Fungi; Basidiomycota; Pucciniomycetes; Pucciniales; Pucciniaceae. Bases 1 to 1101 code for a protein of 366 amino acids. The transcript is spliced from 7 exons.